AUGGAUCCUCAGGCCCUUCUAGUUUCACAGUUUGUGUACUGGCCUCCUGGGUCUGACUUUCAAGAAAUUCACCUAAUACCGAGAAAUCCCUCAUCAAGAUCCCAUUCGACAGGCAUGAAACAAGAUUUACGUGUUUUAAUUGACGAAGAUCAUGAGAUAAGUUUCCCAAACUCAUAUGUCAGUGAUGAUUCUCUCCGAGCAUAUCACACCAAAUCUCGGCCCGAAACUUCAUCGUCGUGUUAUUCCGAGACUCCAAGAGAAUCACAAACAGAUGAAAUUAUUUUUGAUCAUGACAAUCCAGCCAAACUUUUCCCAUAUGUUGGCAUCUUAGACUAUUCACAAAUAAGAAUAUCAAGAUUGAUUCCCCAAAACACUUUGCACACCAUCGAUCCUGACCAAAAACACUGUCUUGGCUCCAUUUUAGAGUCAAUUUAUAAACCUAGAAUAAGGAGUAUAAAACGAGGAAAAAUUUCGCUGCCACAGAAUGUAUUUAUUUCGUCGAAACAUGCAUUCUCCCGGUACUAUGGCUCCAAUCGUUUUCAAAGACAGGAUAUUCAAGACUUUGAAAUUCUUUCUUAUUCAUCAUAUUUUGAUCCCCCUAAGCCAGUGAGCCCAAAUCCAAUAUUUGUUCUCAUAAUUAUAUCUAUUCUCUCCGUUGGGUUUCAGUUUGUUCUUUUUUCGGCAUCAAGCCCGCCAGUAUUACAAACUACGAGCUCGAAAGAUAGUAUGAAGAUUACCAUUAACUCUAGAGGGAAACACUUACAGGAUCUUCGAAAAAACCUUAAAAACUUAAUUGGUAAGAUGUGCUCUGCUAUUUUCAUGAAACAUUUUCUCUAUUCUUCAGUAAGAAACCCAAAAAACGUGCGAACUAAAUCAAACAUAUCAACUAACAAUUCAAUUGAGAGCACUCCUCCAUGUGUCUUGGGAAGAAAAUGUGCUGAUACCGACAACAUCAAAGAUUCAAAGCAAUACCCUUUACCUGAAUCCUUAUGUAGCGGAUUAUCUGAAGAUUUAAAGCUUUUCCACUCAGCUCAGCAACCACAGCAGCUCUAUGCACAUAUCUACAAGAAUCAAGGGCUAGAUUGGUUACUGGAGCUUGCUCAUAAAUCUUCAGCGACGGUUUGCAAACCAGACCUGACAAACGUUAUGACUAUAUCCUCUUCUGAAAAAACAUCGUCUGCUGAUCUAAAGCACGAUCUGUUGAAAGAAGAAGGACUUAGCACAGUUCAAGUUCCUGUUGAGAACUUUAUACUGAUGAUGAUUCCGGAUAAUGCAGGGUUCUCGAGGGAGAAUUUUCAGGAUAAUACAAGCCUGAAGCUUCAUUUGAUAAAACCCAAUGACACUGUCUACUACAAAAAGACAAGUAUAUUACAAAUUUUGCGUUCUGUCAUUAGUGAAACAGACUCAAGCUUGGAAUGUCGAGAUUUGUACAAUAGAAAUGGUGAGAUGCGGUUGGAGAAGUCUUUUUUGAGAAAAAGAUUUGUUGAACGUAAUUCCCCAGCUAGCCUUGAAAAGAAUUCAAAGCUCCAUAGCUCUAUCCCAAAGAGCAGAAAGAGCUUCGUUGAUUCUCAAAUUCUAAAUAGCUCCGAAUUGAGCUCUACAGUUGAGUUCAAGUCAAGUAUUGCAUCUACGAGGCGGAUAAACAAACUAAAAGAGGAGGGAAAGAAUACCACAUACCGUCGAAUACACCAAAUGCGUUUGCGAGCAAAAACUUCAAAAUGUUCAAAAGAGCUUAAAUCUCGUGUGAAUGCCUCAUGCACCUCCACUUGUACCAAAGAUGGAUGCACCUAUGAAUUGCCCUGUUCUCUCAGAUUUGUCGAGUCUAAUGGAAACAAAUCUAAUGAAACAGACUCUGGUAACAAGAAAAUUCUAACUAAACGAUACUUUGAGAGAUGCCUGUCAUCAGAAAAAAUGGAAGAAGUUUCAACAAGAUUGUGCCUUAGUAGUCAUUCUAGUGGCUCUAUACGGUGCAACUCUUCACUACUAUGUAAAAAUGGAGCAAUGCUGGGAGCCAAAGAGAUGCGAAAUGAAUCUAAGUUUAAUGAUUUUUUAUUGGAAUUUCCCAGUAGCUCUUCGGAGUUGAGUGUGGCAAGAUCAGUUUUCGAAGCUCUGUUGGUCAAUGAUUUGCUACCGUUGAACAUUGAUUGUCUUGACGACCCUGUUUGUGCACUUAAUGUUGGAUCGCCCACCAGAAAUCCUCUGGUGUUUGAAGAGAUCACUAAUGUGAAAUCCGAGGAAUUUGAUUGCACACCUACUUUGGCUUCGCAAAACAAUGGGGAUUUAAAAUUACCGAAAAGUAUUUCAGGCGACGAAAAAGAGAUAUCAAUAUCAAUCUACCCACCCCAUUCAUUGCGAGGUGACAAAGUUGAAGGUAACCUUCAUAACUGUUACCAUGAAAAAAUUUCGAAGACAACACCAAAUUGGGGCGAUUUAAAAACCGAUGUUUUGUACAUUUGCUCCAAUACUCCCCUGUCUGAAUCUCAAAGCUGCUCCGAACACACGAAAACUUUCUUAUUUAAUCAUUUUGAUAAAAAAAAUCCAAAAGUGCCAUGCAAUUCAUCUGAGAAGAAACACCCGAUACAAGAGGAUAGUAUUCACCAAAACCUUGAAAAAAGUACCUCUUCAAAUGAUUGGAGCUCCUUCUCUAUAACAGAAACCGCUUUGAACUCCAAUUCUAGCAAGCUGUGUUCAGCAUCAGAAUAUCCCCGAACAAUUCAAUUGAAGAUGCCAACACACAGUGAGAGAGCUUUCACAGGCCCAAUCAACACUACUGGCGAAUUUCUGUCGGAUUCGGACGACUCCAGAGAGUUUACCAGAGCUGAUUUGUCAAGUGAAUUCCCCAAGUCAAUUCUAAUGACAUGUAAGAAACAAUCAAACCGAGAAAUAAAAAGGGUUCGCUUUUGUUUCCCACAAACGCCUUCAAUUCCCGCCAUUCCCGAAGAGUUUUCAACGAGAUUGCUUUCUAAUGAUCUAGGACUUUCUUCCAAAUUUAAAGCAUCAGUUGAAAGUGAGUGCAAACGUCAGGAUAAUGUCCGGAAGACGCUAUCUUUGAGUUUGAGGCCUAAGUCUACAUUCUCCGAAUCAAGACAAGAGAGUAGCCUUCCAAAAUCAAAGAUUAGCUCGAAGCCCUCUUUAAUUUGUUCCACACUUUUUGAUAUAAGAAAAGAAAUCACUUUGCAAAAUAUUCAUCCUCAAGUUUUGAUUCUGACUUUGAGUCGAAAUGGAGAAGUAUUUUGCAAUCGUUUUCAAUAUCGCAACGGCGUUUUGAAAGCUGUUUCUGGUGAAAAUGCUGAUUACUGGGAAUGUGCUUAGCCUGGAUUCAAUCUAUCUUUGAAUAUCUCUAAAGUCAGUUUUUUUGUAUUUUCUAUGUCCUUUCAAAGUAAACUAUCUUUCUUUGGAUGUGCGUUACGUUUCUUGCAACCUGUUUCCUACGAAAUACUAUGGAAUUCAAAAUUUG
This is a messenger RNA of Metschnikowia bicuspidata var. bicuspidata NRRL YB-4993, 3457 nucleotides long. RefSeq lists its product as uncharacterized. The transcript has a single exon. The record is from RefSeq and is a predicted model, not a curated record. Lineage: Eukaryota; Fungi; Ascomycota; Pichiomycetes; Serinales; Metschnikowiaceae. Bases 1 to 3312 code for a protein of 1103 amino acids.